AUGAGCGAUGGUUCUAUCAUUAGAAAGAGAGUAAACCGCAUGAGAUUGCAACUCUUUAAAUGCAUUGACUUAAACAUCCCUAUCAUUGCAUCACACUCUAGAAGGGGCAAGAAUUAUUUGAGCCACUCUCAGUCACGGGCUUUUGGCCUCCAAUCAAAUAAGGCAGCCAAUCAUUAUCCAUUGAUUUGGGGUCGAGGAAGGGUCUCAAAAAUUUUUGAGAGGUACCGCAGAGUGAACUGA
This is a messenger RNA of Dovyalis caffra, 240 nucleotides long. The record is from the annotation of a GenBank genome assembly. NCBI's taxonomy places the organism in Eukaryota, Viridiplantae, Streptophyta, Magnoliopsida, Malpighiales, Salicaceae.